Messenger RNA from Ceutorhynchus assimilis (cabbage seed weevil), 2543 nucleotides. The record is from the annotation of a GenBank genome assembly. Lineage: Eukaryota; Metazoa; Arthropoda; Insecta; Coleoptera; Curculionidae.
UAUUUGUUAAACAUGUGAAGAAUUUAAAAAAGAAAAAUGGGCUAAAGCAGCCUAUAAAUAAUAACUUAAUUGGAAAAUAGUUGUCAUUAGCCCAAGUGUUUGUGAAAGGUACAACCAUAUCCCCAACGAUAGAAAUGAAAUCUUUAGCUAUUCUCGCUUUGUGUGUUUUAUUUGCCACGGCUUUGUCUGACGAAAUUCCAAACAAAUUAAGACAAAGACUUAGAACAGCCAGUGAAAAAUGUCAAUCAAUUCCUUCAAAAGCUGUCAAUGAAGACGACAUGAAGGCUUACAAGUUAUCAAGGGGCGAGGGAAGGCGCCCCGAAAAUCUAGGACCUCACUCUCUAUGCAUAACUAAAGAAAUGGGAUGGCAAAACGAAGAUGGAACUAUCAACAGAGAACUAUUAAUGAGAGAAAAAAUGAGGAGAGGAGAAACUGAGGAAAAAGCUUCAGAAAUGAUGAACAGGCUGAUGAAGUUCCAGAAGAAGUCAAACAAAAGAUUAAGGCUGCCAAUGAGAAAUGUCAGGAAAAUACUGAUACCGCUAUCGACGAGAAAGCUUUACAGGCCUGGAUGAAAUCUGGUAGAGAUGCUAGUCAGCGUCCAGCUAACUUGGGACCUCACACCUUAUGCAUUGCUAAGGUAAUGGAGUGGAUAAAAGAAGACGGAACACCUAAUAGAGAAGGCCUAAAAGAAAAAAUGAGUAGAAGAAUAACAGACAGUGCCAAAGUUGAAGAAAUUCUCAAUAGAUGUGCAGCGAAACAAGAAACCCCAGAAGCUACUGCUUUACUCAUGAUGAAAUGUCUUCUUUCUUCUCAUUAAUAAUGUUUCGAAUGAUAUAAUAAAUAUUUUGUGUCGUAAUAUUAUUUUUUUUUUUUUCACAGAACUUGAUGUUACAUAGGUACUUACUGUAGGUAUGUUUUUUUAAAAAAUAGUUCAUAAAUAACCAAUGAUAUAAAUUCAAUAUAAGUAAGUACACUGUAUACAAGAAAUAGAUAGCUAACUCGUCAAGAUCUCACACAGAUUGGGAAAAAUUGGAUCAGAUAAAAGUCUUCGGACGCAACUAUCUCAAGUUAAUUAGUCUAAUUUCGAAUAUACUUUAACUUUACACGGUUCAUCAAUUUUCAGAAAUAUAAGUAACACGUCACACAUAUUAAAUUUCUAAAACUUUAAUUUAAUUUUUUGUUUUAUUUUCUGUAACCUCUUAUUUCUUUUAGUAACAAUAAGCUUUAAGCAAUCCAUAACGAAAUUUCGAUGAAAAACCUGAACUUUAUUAUAUUUAUUUUAUUAAAUCAGGAAGGAUUAGCGGGUACGAUAAAAUCAAAUUUCAUUAUUGAAUGUCCAAUUUAAUUAAAUUUAGAUAGGGUUUUUGAUUUUGAAUUUCAACGUUAAAAUUUAAUACAUUCAAAUAAUUGCAUUUAAACGCGUGUUGAUUGGAAUUGUAUCUGUGUAAUCUGUAUAUCUGUCUCCUAAAUUGCUGCAAUAUUUACUAAAAUACACAUAUGAAAUUUUGUUUCACUUUUAUAAUAUUUUUUAUUCUGUUUUUAUUAUUCCCGAUUUGCCUUGAUGACCACAUUUGUACAAAUACCUAUAACUCUCUGUUUAAUUUAGUAUGAUAUAAAUUAUAAUAUAUUAUAAUUACAGCUGAACUACACAGCAUUAUCAAAAAUAAUUUUCUAUAAAACUCAAAUGCAACUAUACAUAUUCUAAGGCCCGGUUUGUUCAUCUUCAGAUAAACUAGCUGGUAACUAUCUGCAAUAUAAAUUUAUCGUUCUAUAAUUCUAUUAAGUAUUGAUAUUUCGAAGUGUCGUCUUUCUUCUGCAUCUCGUCUGCUAGCGCUAGCCGUCCGAUUUCGUCCAAUGGCGGAUAACUGGCCUACCACUGAGAUUACUGAUUGGGUUUUUAUCCGUCAGAGUGCAUAUCUGACAGUUCAUCAAAAAGUGACUAAACCGGCCCUAUAUCAAAUAAAUAAACAUCAUAUAUACCUACUUUAUGACUUUCUUGAGUCAAACUGUGAAAGACUACUGAUUUAAAAUUUAAUGUUGCAAUAGUAUUCUAAUGCCGGUUUUCCACCAAAUCGACAAAACAAAAACAAAACUUAACCUCAGACAAAACUCUCACUUUUCCCAAACAUUUUCAAGACUAGCGUGUUCUGCGACAGUUGGAGUUUUGUUUUUCGGGUCCCGUUCGGAAGCGGUGAAUAUGAAACUCAAACACAGACUCGGGUCUAUUCAGUUUUGUUUUUGUUUUAAAACAUGUUUCAAAACACAAACUCAACAGUUCAUUUGGUGGAAAACCGGCAUUAAGCUUCUCAAACUCAGCCUUCUAAAAUUAACUAAAUAAAUAAUAUAUACAUAAUUUUAUCAAUUGGGUAAUUAUUUUAAAGGUUAAUACUAUGCGAGUUCAAACAAGUUUCAAUAAAUAAAGCUGUUUCCUUUGGUGUUGCUUUGGAAACUUUGCAUUCUGAAACAAUGGCAUCUAUAUCCUGAUCUUCUUCAGCUUUUUUGGUAACUCGUUUUUUCAGAUUAUCUUCAUUUACUGUGUUAUC